Molecule: messenger RNA, 882 nt
Organism: Papaver somniferum (opium poppy)
Lineage: Eukaryota; Viridiplantae; Streptophyta; Magnoliopsida; Ranunculales; Papaveraceae
Exons: 1
Coding region: 1-882 (293 amino acids)
Source: RefSeq, a predicted model, not a curated record
AUGGAUGUUCUCCACCAUGACCAAGGAUUUAAUGCUCACCGUCCUCAAAUCUGGCGAAACUGCUCAAGAGAUUUGGGACAUCUCAAGAAACUUUUUCAAGACAACAAAGGUAACCGUGCUGCGACUCUUGAACGUCAGUUUGUUAACCUUAAGUUUGUUGAUUGCACUAGUAUUGAUGAUUACUGUGAUAAACUUAAAUCCCUAUCGGAUCGAUUACGUGAUCUUGAUUUUCCUAUGAAUGAUAAACGACUUGUGAUUCAACUCGUCAACGGCCUUCCGGAGGAAUACAACACGGUGGCCUCCUUUAUCCAACAAGCUAUGCCUACAUUCGAUUCCGCUCGCUCACAGCUGCGAACCGAAGAGAUCCGCCGCUCUCAACAGUCCUGUACGUCUUCACCUACAGCACUUGCAGCUACUGCUCGACCACAGAUCGUGGUACUCAGCGCCACAGCGCUCAGGCUCAGCCAAACGCGUGGCAGUCGAUCGUCCUCCUCCACUGCGGCUCCACCACUGCUGCCAACUCCACCACAUCUUUACCAGUUGUAUCGUGCACCACAUCCGGCUUACAACAAUCACUGGACACCACAGUGGGCAACGCCACCUUGUCCGUAUCCCACAGCACCUCCGGAAACAGCAUGGCAGCAACCUUUCGGUCACAGCUCCAACCGAGGCCGUGGACGUGGUGGACAGUCACGCGGUCGACCUUCCAGUAUUGGACGUGGACAGGCAUAUCUCACUCCAUCCACGGAAUACCUUCAUCCCAGUGACAUUGCCGAAGCGUACAGUUCCAUGAGUUUACACUCUCCUGACGACGCUUUAUAUGGAUACCGGUGCCACAUCGCAUCUCACCGCAGACUCAGGUACCCUAAACACUGUUUUUAA